Messenger RNA from Parnassius apollo (apollo), 1554 nucleotides. The record is from the annotation of a GenBank genome assembly. Lineage: Eukaryota; Metazoa; Arthropoda; Insecta; Lepidoptera; Papilionidae.
AUGUUUAGUGUUGGUCUUGAGGAAAGCCAAAAGGGUCAUGUUGUUUUACCUACAGUUCCACCAGGGAUCCUACCUUUGAUUGUCGAUUUUAUUUAUACAGGUGAAAUCAAUAUUGACAAAGGGACAGUACAACAUCUUUUGAUUGCUGCCGAUAUGCUACAGCUUCGAGAGCUAGUCACUGGCUGUGGAGAGUAUCUAAAAAGGGAAUUACAUCCAUCAAAUGCCCUUGGUAUUUUCAGAUUCGCUGAGACACAUAACUGCAUGGAUUUAGCUGGAGAUGCAUUAGCUCAUGCUCAAGCUAAUUGGAAUAUUGUUGCCAAUGAUGAAGAAUUUUUAGACCUACCACUUCAACAACUUGUAACUUUGCUCUCGUCAGAAGAACUUAAAGUUGAUAAUGAAGCCCAGGUUUUAUAUCCAGCGCUUCAAUGGCUGGAACAUGAUCCCGCGUGUCGCAGGCGUCAUUGCUUUGAAGUUCUAAGCCAUGUACGUCUGCCUUUGAUAUCGCCACAAGUUUUGGAUGACGCCCUUAAAACCGUACAGGAUCCCUCCAUAGCAGUAGCCUUGAAAACUGUUAGAGUCGAUAUGAAGACGGGUCGUGGUGCUUUGGUGUCGCUAGCGGCUGAACCUCGCGCCCGCUCACGUCGCGUGCUUCUGGUCGCGGGCGGCUCUUGCCACGACAACUCCGCGCACCCAUCCCUCACAACUGAUAAUAUACUGUCCACUGUCCUGAAGUUUGACUUGCAUAAAAGAGAGUGGGAGGAGCUUGCACCUAUGGGCAUAGCAAGAAUUCAACCAGGAGUAGCUGCGCUGGCUGGGCGUGUUUACGCGGUCGGCGGUGAACAAGGCAGCCAAAUACUCGCGAAUGGAGAAGUUUAUGAACCACAGAAUAAUAAAUGGUCUAAUAUUGCUCCAAUGAAGGAAGCACGCUGCGAAUUUGGCCUCACGGGUUGGAAUGGCAAUCUGUACGCUUUUGGUGGUUGGGUCGGUUCCGACAUGGGCGCUUCAGUGGAGGUGUACGACCCGAUCAAUGACGAAUGGACGCUUAGUGGUCGGAUGCCGGAACCGAGGUUUGGAAUGGGAGUAGUUAACUUUGAAGGACUGAUAUACGUGGUGGGCGGGUGCACGCACACGUGGCGUCACACGCGCGACCUGCUAUGCUACGACCCGGCGACCGGCAAGUGGGACGUGCUGGCGCCCAUGCGGCACGCGCGCAGUCAGGCCGCGGCCGUCGUGCUCGACAACUACCUAUACGUCAUAGGCGGCAACGCGCCGCGUCGGACCGUACUUACCUCCGUCGAAAGAUACAGCUUUGAUGAUAACACGUGGGAGGAGGUGGCGAGCCUGCAGGAGGCGCGCGCGGGGUGCGCGGCGGGCGCGGCGGAGGGCGUGCUGGUGGUGGCAGGAGGCGACAGCGAGUGCGUCGGCCAGCGCGCCUUCUACCGCGCGCGCACCACGCUCGCGUCCGUCGAGCUGUACGAGCCGCACGCCGACGCCUGGCGCGCCGCGCCGCCUCUGCCGCACUCGCGCGCCGAGGCCGGCGCCGCGCUGCUCUGA